Messenger RNA from Aphanomyces astaci, 789 nucleotides. RefSeq lists its product as hypothetical. The transcript has a single exon. Bases 1 to 789 code for a protein of 262 amino acids. NCBI's taxonomy places the organism in Eukaryota, Oomycota, Saprolegniomycetes, Saprolegniales, Verrucalvaceae. The record is from RefSeq and is a predicted model, not a curated record.
AUGACAAGCAUCGCUGCCGCCCUUCUGCUCUGUCGCAUGCGACGUCGUCGUCGUCAAAAGCGGUUGUUGCAAAUGCGUCUCGGUGGAAGUCUACGUGAGGGGAGUGCUAUUGAGUCCAGGGCCCUCAUCAAGCAUCAAUCGGAUGCAGCGUGGUACACCAUGUACGAGUCGCGCAGUAUUAUUGCCACGGUGUCGAUACCACCGGACGACUUUGAUGACCUGCUUCGUGUCUUUUCUGUCCACUACACAGUCUGUUCCAGACCUGGGCGUCGUGGAAGGCCGCCGAGAGUGCAACAGAAGCAUGCUGUCCUCGCAAUGCUCCUCCAUUAUUAUACGGCUGCUGUUGAGCACAAAACAUUACAAGAGCUUUUCGGUGUGUCGCCGACUACAUUCUCCCGUGUGUUGCGUCGAGCAGAAGUGGCGCUGGACCGUGCAUUGUCCCACAUGCAGGAUGCUGUUGUUCGCUGUCCAUCAAAGGCCUUGCAACGGGACUGGGCUAUCUUGACGAACGCAAAGGAACCCCUCGUGGAUGGUGUGUUUGCCUUUGUGGACGGCAAAAACUAUCGUGUGCAAAGUCCUUCCAACACAGACCUGCAAAAUGCCCAUUACAACGGUAUGCUCACUGUGACUGAGUGUGCUAAUUGCUUUGAUAGGGUGGCUGCGUUGUUUUUAUGUGACGGGAUGUCUGUGUUUCGGUGUCGAUGGCACUUUGAUUUGGGCUCGCCACAACUGCCCAGGCUCAUGGAACGAUGGCGAGGUCAGCCGUCACCUCCAAGCACGUGUGUCUGA